AUGGGUGCUUGUUUAUGUAAACCAAAACUAGGUCACAAACGUCGAAAGCCACAUCGUCGUAUGCCUGCUUCUUCAGUAAGCUCCCCAUUAUCUGAUGCUCAUCUUAUUAUAAGUGAUACUUUUGAUUGUGAAGUUAACGAGGAAUAUCGAUUUAUUGAUGGAAGAAGAUUUCAUAAUGUCAGAAAUUCAAAGUAUAUGAUGCCUUGUGAUGAUGAUGAACUUGAUAGAUUACAUGUAUUGCAUUAUAUUUGUCGUUUCAUAUGGCAACGUAACUAUUCAACUCCAAUGCAUGAUAGAUUAAGUUCUGGUGCUCUUGUGUUGGACGUCGGAUGUGGUACUGGUACUUGGGUCGUAGAAAUGGCAAAUGAAUUCCCUAAUUCCCAUUUCACAGGUGUAGAUAUUGCUCCUGUGUUUCCGAGAGAAGCGAAGCCAGAAAAUGCUCAAUUUGUGGAAGCUAAUCUACUUGAUGGGCUACCAUAUAACGAUAAUACUUUUGAUUACGUUCACAUGAGGUUUCUAAUGACUGCCUUUAGUAAACAAGAAUGGGAACGUGGUUUAAAAGAAAUUAUCAGAGUAACAAAAACUAAUGGAAUUAUUGAAAUAAUGGAAGAUGAAAUAGAACCAAGAAACGAUGGUCCUAUAUCACGACUAUUACAUAGUGCAUUUUUGUCUGACCUCCUGUCACGUAAUAUUGACACUACGGUAUAUAAACACAUGACCGAUAUAUUGAUGAACACGCGACAGCUAACAAAUAUAAAAUUUGAAGAGAUGUCAACGCCUUUUGGUAAAUGGGCCGGUAGAGUUGGCGCGUUAUUAGCCGAAAAUACUGCCAAUAUAUUUCGUACUUUUCGAACUAAAUUUUCUUCAUUUCUUGGUCUUGAACCAGAAGAAUAUGAUAAAUUAUUGGAAGCUUGGCAUUGUGAAUUAAGCGAGUAUAAACCAUAUAAUGUCGGGUAUAGAUUUUUAGCAACAAAAUAUAAGUAA
Molecule: messenger RNA, 984 nt
Organism: Dentiscutata erythropus
Lineage: Eukaryota; Fungi; Glomeromycota; Glomeromycetes; Diversisporales; Gigasporaceae
Source: the annotation of a GenBank genome assembly